This is a messenger RNA of Helianthus annuus (common sunflower), 1023 nucleotides long. RefSeq names its product receptor-like protein kinase ANXUR1. Gene Ontology annotation, biological process: protein autophosphorylation. The record is from RefSeq and is a predicted model, not a curated record. The coding region runs from base 1 to 918 and encodes 305 amino acids. NCBI's taxonomy places the organism in Eukaryota, Viridiplantae, Streptophyta, Magnoliopsida, Asterales, Asteraceae. The transcript has 3 exons. Gene Ontology annotation, molecular function: ATP binding; transmembrane receptor protein tyrosine kinase activity. Gene Ontology annotation, cellular component: plasma membrane; plasmodesma.
AUGGACGGUUGCGCAUACAACCAGUUUGCUCACCUAGAAAUCCAGCUUGAAGAGAUAGUAUCCGCCACAAACAACUUUGCACCUGAAAAUCUGAUUGCGGAAGGUGGAUUUGGAAAGGCUUACAAGGGACAACUGCGAAGAUCCGGACAAUUGAUUGAUAUUUAUGCACGGAGGUUAGAUGAUGAAUAUGGGCAAGGAGACAAUCAGUUCUGGACUGAGAUUUCAAUGCUUUCUAGUCUCCAACAUGAAAAUAUCAUCACUCUUUUUGGAUUUUCUGAUGAAGAUGAUGAAAAAAUCAUCAUUUAUGAGCAUGCAAUUCACGGAAGUCUAGAUCAACACCUUAGUGAUCCAAAUCUCACAUGGUUCCAAAGACUGAAAAUAUGUUUAGGUGUUGCGCGCGGAUUGAGUUACAUCCAUUAUGAUGUCAUACAUUGUGACAUCGAUAGCUCUAAAAUAGUUUUGGAUAAAGACUGGGAACCUAAAAUAUUUGGUUUUGAACAUUCCACAAAAUAUCCUCAAAGUUGGAGGCAUCGCCUUCUCUUCUCUCACAACUUUUACAACCCAAAUAUGACGCCCAAAUAUGAUGUAUAUUGUUUUGGUGUAUUGUUGUUUGAAAUCCUUUAUGGGAAGAAACCAAUGAAAACAGAAGAUGGUGUUAAGGUAGAACUGGAUGACAUCAUCAAUCCAAAGUUAAGGAAGCAAAUGGACAGACAAUCGUUGGGCGACUUUAAAAAAAUUGUUUAUAACUGCUUAAGUGAAUAUCCUGUGCAACGCCCGACUAUGGAUGAUAUUGUCAAAAAACUUGAGGACGUGUGGGAACUUCAAUGUCAACACGAAAAUAUUGAACAUUCCCCAUCCACAGACGAAGGUACAUCAUCAAACCUCCUGAAGGUAAUAAAAUUUAUUUUUAAAAUGUGAUACGACAUUCACAUUACUUCACAUUCUGAAAUGUGAAGUCUUCAUUUAUUGAAUUUUCAAUCCUUCUCAUAUUAAUUUAUAUAUGUAAUAUUUAUAAAAAUUGAA